AGUAGAAGAAGAACGGGAGCCAGAGAUGCCGUGUUGACGCUACCCCUGUCAUGAUGUUAUUGAUCACUAUGUCUCUGUAGGACGAAAACAAAGCUCCAACACCCAUUCUCCUUCCAAACGGAGUCUUUAACAUGGAAGGCGAGGAAGAGAGGGGGGUGGUCCGAGUCAAAGUCAAGAAAUGCGAUGGAAUGCUUCCUGUGGAAUUUCGCUCCUUUGCUGUUGAUCCCCAGAUAACGUCACUGGAAGUUCUACAGCAUAUACUUAUCAGAGCUUUUGAUUUAAAUGGGAAGCGAAACUUCGGGAUCAGUUACUUGUCCAGGGAUCGGAGCGGAACUGAAAUGUAUAUGUCUCUCCUGUCUGACUGGGACCUGGAUGUUGCGUUUGUCAGUGCUGCUAAACCAUAUCUACAGCUUAAAAUGGACAUAAAACCUUCAGAAGACAGUCCUGUUAUGGAGGAUUGGGACAUCAUAAGCCCCAAAGACGUGAUUAGCUCUGAGCAACUUCUUGCAGAGAGAACUCGCUCCUUGGCAUCUGCAGCUCUUCCCUUCACCCAGUCUUUACUAUCUCAGGUGGGCCGGACUCUGUCCAGAGUCCAGCAGGCCUUCAGCUGGUCUUAUGGGGAGGAGAUCAAACCUUUCAAGCCCCCGUUGAGUGAUGCAGAGUUUCACAGUUACCUAAAUGGUCAAGGCCAGUUGACACGACCUGAAGACUUGAGGCUGCGGAUUUACCAUGGUGGCGUGGAGCCCUCACUUCGUAAGGUUGUGUGGAGAUACCUCCUCAAUGUAUACCCUGAUGGACUGAGUGGACAGGAAAGGAUGGACUACAUGAAAAGGAAGACAAGGGAGUACGAUCAGUUGAAGAGAGAAUGGACAGCGAGGGUCAGCAAUGAAGACCUUGAAUUUAUUCGUGGGAAUGUUCUCAAAGAUGUUCUGAGGACAGACCGAGCUCAUCCGUACUAUGCAGGUUCAGAGGACAGUCCACAUUUGACUGCCCUCACAGAUCUGCUCACUACUUUCGCCAUCACACAUCCACAGAUAUCAUACUGUCAAGGUAUGAGUGACAUCGCCUCCCCUAUACUUGCAGUAAUGGACAAUGAGGCCCAUGCCUUCAUUUGCUUUUGUGGCAUCAUGAAACGCUUGGAGGGGAACUUUCGGCCAGAUGGGCAGCUCAUGUCAAUUAAGUUUCAGCAUCUGAAGUUGCUUUUGCAGUACUCAGACCCUGAGUUUUAUUCAUACUUGGUGUCCCGAGGGGCAGAUGAUCUCUUCUUCUGCUAUCGCUGGCUGCUUCUGGAGCUAAAGCGAGAGUUUGCCUUCGAAGAUGCUCUAAGGAUGCUCGAAGUUACUUGGAGCUCCCUGCCUCCAGAUCCUCCUGAAACUGAAGUAGAGCUUUUGGGAGCACCGCUAGAGACAGAUGACACAAUGGCCUGCAUAGAGAAGAACAAGACGGUUGUACGGAGCCUAAGAGAUGAUAAGGAACAAGAAGAGAAGCAGCGCAAACGACACAUGCUGAGGCCUUCAAGAGAAGAACCAGAUGUCACCCAGAAUAAUGCUGUGGAGGGAAAAGACAGGCAGCACAUAGAGGGGAGUAAGGCAAGCAAGGGUGCUGAUAGUAAUAAGUAUGUGUUGACCGCAGAAAAAGAAAAUUUACUCAAUAUUCCCUUUGAGAGGAAAACUAGUUUUGGAGAGUUUAAAUACUAUACUGCUAGAAAUGAAGAUAGCUUUGAUAUGGAAGAUGCUGAACACCCACAGGGAAUAGAUUCAAAAUCCAACGUCCCAAGUCGCCAGUCUACAAUGGACAGUGAGGAGGACCCAGGAGAAAGAACACCCCUCAUUAAAAACUGUGAGAACGGCCUCUCUCCAGUUUCAUCGCCUCCUGCGUUUCCAAGUGUCCUACCAGUUUGGAAAAAUGGAUCUUCUGUCUUUCCUACAUUUGCAGCCUCGCCCUCUAACUGGCAAGGUAGUUCACCUGACUCACCACCAAAAUCCACAUCCCUAUCCACAGUUAAUGGAAAAGAGGCCUUACCAAGAACUGUCCCUCAAGUACUGACAUCCUCCGCUCACCUGCACAACAGUACAGGGGUCACCUUGCCCACCACCUCCACUGUAAAAACCUCUGUUGCUUCUCCCUCCCACUCUCGAUCCCUUCUUUCCUCACCCAUUUUAUCCUUUGGAAGAGGUCCCACACUCCCCAGCAGCAGAUCAUCCUCCAACAUUCUCCCUUCACCUGGCAACAAGUCCCCCAGCACCACAGUGAAUAUGUCCAGUUCUGUUAAACUGGAGAGCACCAGCAGUAAACCAUGUUCCUUGCCACCUCCUCAAGAGUUUGGCAAAGGAAAUCCUUUCAUGCUGUUCCUGUGCCUGUCCAUUCUGCUGGAACAUCGAGACCACAUCAUCAAGAACAGCUUGGAUUACAACGAGCUGGCCAUGCACUUUGAUCGCCUUGUGCGGCGCCAUAACCUUAGUAGAGUGCUCCAACGAGCCAAGGCGCUAUUUGCAGACUACCUUCAGAGUGAGGUGUGGGACUCAGAGGAAGGGGAUGAAGUUAGCUCAGACUCUCCAACAACUACUACUGCUGCUCCACUCUCCCCGUCUUCAACCAUCUCUGCCAGGCCCAUUUACAGCCCUUUGGCAUCCCCUCAGUCAUCAACUCAGAAUUCAACCUAUAACCUCUCAACCACAAUUCCCUCACCAACAGCUCAUGUUUCUUCUCCCACUUUCUGAUACCAUCUUAUAUCACUGGUAUCCCAUCUCAGUGGACCUUAUAGUAGACUGUUUUUGACCUGUUGUCUCCCACAUUGAAUAUUGGACCAGUAAUCUCAUUCUGUACAUGCUUGAAAACAUAUAUUCCUUAUGCCUGCAUUUAUCAUAAUGUUUUAUUUUCAUCAGCCUUUUCAAGUUAAGCUUUUUAUUUUCUGGACUGUAAGAAGGAAUCAAAGAACUUAUAUAUAGUAAUGAUGAUCCAAGACAAAGUGUGCACUCAUUUGAGUGCAUGGCAGUUUCUCUAAAUGUGCAUUUUAAUCCUUUCCUCCCAGAUUGCUAUUGCAUGACAUGUUAAACCUGGUGAACUGGGUGUUGAAUUGUCAGUUUGACAGAGCUUUGCUGGAGCCAUCGAAGGUUUAGUCAUUUAGUGUGUUUAGUCUGUGUUGGCCUUUUGAUUGACAUUGUUUACAAGUUUAUGUUAAUUUAUAUAAGUCACAGAAGUGUCUUGAGUAAAGCAAGUAAGUUACAUGAGUUCAAAUAUAAAGGGAAUCAUUCAUCUUAUUGGUUAAAACUAAGAUGCUCUUCACCGUGAAGCCUGUCAGAAGAUUUUAACAGAAAAUGGACUUGUUAGCCAAGCAAUCGGUAGUCAGUCACAAACAUUGUAAAGGCACUUUUUAGCUAGACCAAGCCACCAUAUAAGAAUGCAGCAGUCUGACUACAGGUUCAGCUGCGAUACCUGAAUGGAUCAGCUUUCCAUUCACUUAUGUUUCAGUCUAGUUCAGUAUGUUGUACCUGAAUGUCCAAUGGUCUGUGUUGUGAACUGAACUGUAUGCACCUCUGCUGCUAAUGUUUAAAUGAAACUUAUUACUUUAAACUGGGUUUAGCAUGCAGAUGUGUAGCUGCUAUCAGUUUGCAACAAACCAACAUGAAAACAAAGUAAAUAAAUAAAAACAUUGGUUAUUGGCCAAAACCUUACUUUAACUAGCCCAGAAUUUCAGAGUUGGUGCACCCCUACCAGCAAAUUAUUCAUCCUGGUCUGAACAAACCAUAUUUACUUACCUUGUCACACGUAACCUUUAAUGAUAUAUCACCGUUACAUUUAUGAAGGGCCACAAACUGCUUGUGAAGUUCUGUCUGAGGAGGUUGAUCACACCAGCAUUUUUCCACAUUAGAGCUGAUAAAAGUUUUAGUAUUUUAUACCUUUGUUAAAUAGUGAUGGCAGGAAACACAAGAGGGAAGAGCAGUGACAUCAAUAUAGGCCUUUUUGGUACCAGGAACAUUUCAGCUAUUUUAGGUGGUAAACUCUAAAGUUACAGGGAUAACCCAUCAGUUAAAUUCAAAAGACAUUUCUGAAUCUGUGAUUGAAAUUUUGUUAAAAGCUUUUGCAUAGUGUCCAAUUAUCGUAAACUUGCUUGACAUACAAUUGUUUGCCAAUGUGACCAAUUCCAAAAUGUCCUGUAAUAAUACAAUUAAAGGAACAGAAUCCAGAAGGGUACAGGUAGAGAAAGCUGCUAGUGGAGCUGUGUUUCACUAUCCAGUUUUACAUAACCGUUUGCUGGUGGAGGUUAAAGUUAUCGCAAAAAAUCUUCAGUUUGUAUUUUAUUUAAUAAACAUGUACAAAUGUGUCAUGUACAAAUUAAUCAGUCUGUUGGUUUGACUGGAGUCAUGACAGGAUGGAGUCACAUAAUUGUCAAAGUGAAGUGAGCCAAAAGUUGUUGUAACUUUCCACUUCCUCAUCUCUCAAAUGAUCUCAUUCCAACACAUUGUGAUCAAUGUCAGCUUUCACUACUCACAUUUCUUCUGCAUUGUCCCUUGUACUCGGGUCAUUAAUGGACUAGAGAAGAAUUCAUUUAUACAAUAUGACAUCCUUGCAUCAAAGUGGAUCACUGGCCAUGUCAUUUCUACUGAGGAACAUUCAUUUCCUCUUGUGUUAACUUCACCCGGAGUGGUGUUCCAGAUGUCUCUGCUGACAGAUUGAAAUUUUAAUUCAACUACAGGAGACUUUUCAGCUGCCUUUCUUCAGUCUGAGUCAUAUUGUUUCAGAACAUUAGUUUCACAAACCCAGUGACAUUUGUCUGUUUGCUGGUGACAUGCUGCAACUAUAUUCAUAGACUUUCAUUACCCUCAAAAGGCUAUGUGCAAUCAGCCACUGCAGUAAUGGUCUGUGAAAUGAAGUGGGUGUGUUCAUAAAUGUGCACACUGUGAGUAGAUCAAGUGCAGAACUGAACACUUGGGUCCCAUUUGCCCUGUUCAGUAAAUCUGGACCAUGGGCAUUAAACGGGCAGGAAUCACCCGAAGAGGCGAUGCUGCUGAAUUGUACAUGGAAAAUGUAGGAAAAUGUGUUUAAGGGAUUGACCCAUGCAUUGAAGAACCUGCUGUUUUUUUUAUUGUUACCAAAAGAGACAGAAAAUCAUCAACAGAGCUUUAAAUCAUGUUACUGAGCUACAUGAUUUAAUGCUUUGCACCAGUGUCUUUAGAUUGGAGGUUUCUCUUUCUGUUCCUUCGAAGUGCUGUUGCAUCUGGAGUUGGUGAAAUGGUUUUCUGACAUCUGCACAAAAAACUUGCAGUUCAUAUAUUUUACCAAUUACAGCGAUCAUUGAUACUGUUAAACAGUAAUAUUGCCAUUUUGAACCUGUUAGCAUUUUUGUUAGUUUUCAGAAAAGUCUUUCCAAAGGUUUAAAUCCUUGUCAGAGGGUUGUUUUGCGCCAUUGCUCUCUAAAGGCAAUUAUAUUUAUAAUGUGUUUUGUUUUGUUUUUUUCAGUGUAAUAAUUGGAAUUAAAGGAGAAAGGAGUACCUUCUCAAACAUACAACAUCAGACAUUGUCAGUUAGAUGAUAUAAGUAUUGAUCAGUUUUAGCACAUUUGAAGACUUCUGAUUCUUUUUUUUUUUUUUUUUUUUCAUUUCAUUAUUAUGAAACUGAGACAUGUUAUGGCAGUACUGGGAUCAGGGCAGAAUAUAUCUGUAUGUAUACCCAUUGUACAAUAGCAUCCUGUUGAUACACUGUAUGUGUUGAAUUCAAAUACAACAGUGGUAGAGUGAGUACUGUAUGAGAUGUAUUGCUUCAGUGGGUUUACUUAUUAUUUAAAAACGCUGGCUAUUGCUGUUUCCCAAAGCCUAUGUCUUUAUUCUGUUUUUCUUUUGCAAAAGUUUCAAAGAAACCAUGGAGAUGUAGAGCUCAAGUAGUUGUCUCUUUAGUACAACUGCAGGAGUCACAUAGUGGCAACGUUUAUACUUGCCUUGUAUGGUUGCUGACAGUAGUUUGAAGCCACAUGAAAUGGAAAUUGAAACUAAUUGUAGCUUAUAUGCAAAUUCUGGCAAAAAGUGCCUCUGAUAAAUUAUUGAUAUGUUCUUUUGUGCUCAAUGCUAUUCAGCAUUUUCUUUUGAAAGCAGAUUUGAAGCGACUGAUAGAUGGCACAUGACACUCUUGAUGUGUUGGAAAUCCUGACCUUUGUUGUAUGGUGUUGACCUCAGUGGAGGUCAAUUUCAGGCUUUUUUGGGGGGGCAUUAACUUUGAAUUCUACAUCCUGCAGAAGUUUGUGAAAGCUCAUUUGUGCCAAGAAAAAAGAUACUGUUAAAGGUAUGGAUGAUUAAAAUGAAUACUGAAAUUUCAACUUUUUAGCAAGAUUUUGGUAUGUAUACAUUACAUCUGUACUUGCUAUAAAACUUGCUAAAGCA
This is a messenger RNA of Sphaeramia orbicularis (orbiculate cardinalfish), 6374 nucleotides long. It is a transcript of the gene tbc1d25, whose product is annotated as TBC1 domain family, member 25. Gene Ontology annotation, cellular component: autophagosome. Gene Ontology annotation, biological process: regulation of autophagosome maturation; activation of GTPase activity. NCBI's taxonomy places the organism in Eukaryota, Metazoa, Chordata, Actinopteri, Kurtiformes, Apogonidae. The record is from RefSeq and is a predicted model, not a curated record. The transcript is spliced from 7 exons. Gene Ontology annotation, molecular function: GTPase activator activity. Bases 132 to 2720 code for a protein of 862 amino acids.